Molecule: messenger RNA, 2055 nt
Organism: Cannabis sativa
Lineage: Eukaryota; Viridiplantae; Streptophyta; Magnoliopsida; Rosales; Cannabaceae
Product: carotene epsilon-monooxygenase, chloroplastic
Exons: 9
Coding region: 110-1777 (555 amino acids)
Biological process (GO): carotenoid biosynthetic process
Cellular component (GO): chloroplast
Molecular function (GO): heme binding; iron ion binding
Source: RefSeq, a predicted model, not a curated record
AUGAGAGGGGAUAACGGUCAUUGACAUACAUAACUGAACAAAGACUCAUCCCUCUCUCUCUGUCUCUUAUGAUAUAUCACAUUUACAAAGCUGAUUUUGAUUUUGAACCAUGUCUUUCUCGCUUUCUUUCUCUUCGCUUUCAACUCCUCUGCUCAAGCCCACUUUUCUAUCUCCAACCCCGUUAUUAUCACCACCAUCUCGUUCUCUCUCCAUUAAAUCCUCCAUUGACAAGGACCCAGAUUCCAAGUUCUCUUCUACUAACAAUACCACCAACUCUAAAUCGUGGGUCAGCCCCGACUGGCUCACUUCACUCACUCGCUCCCUCACCAUUGGCAAGGGCGACGACUCCGGUAUCCCCAUAGCCAGUGCUAAGCUUGAUGAUGUUUCUGAUCUUCUGGGUGGUGCUUUGUUCCUUCCGCUUUUCAAGUGGAUGAAUGAGUAUGGGCCCAUUUACAGGCUCGCCGCGGGGCCUAGGAAUUUUGUCGUGGUCAGUGACCCCGCCAUUGCUAAGCAUGUUCUUAGAAAUUAUGGCAAGUAUGCCAAGGGUCUUGUAGCUGAGGUCUCGGAGUUUCUUUUCGGGUCUGGUUUUGCAAUUGCCGAAGGCCCACUUUGGACGGCAAGGCGCAGGGCUGUGGUUCCUUCACUUCACAAGAAAUACUUAUCCCUGAUUGUUGACCGAGUGUUUUGUAAGUGUGCGGAAAGGUUGGUGGAGAAGCUUAAAACUAAUGCACUAAAUGGCACUGCAGUGAACAUGGAGGAGAAUUUUUCUCAGUUGACACUUGAUGUUAUCGGUUUAUCUAUAUUCAACUACAAUUUCGAUUCACUAAAUGCUAAUAGCCCAGUUAUUGAGGCAGUUUACACUGCAUUGAAAGAGGCAGAGGCUCGUUCCACAGAUUUGUUGCCAUAUUGGAAGGUUAAAGCUUUGUGUAAAAUAAUCCCAAGGCAAAUAAAAGCUGAAAAUGCAGUUACGGUUAUCAGGGAAACUGUUGAAGAACUUAUUGCUAAGUGUAAAGAGAUAGUGGAAGCUGAAGGUGAAAGAAUAGACGACGAAGAGUACAUAAAUGAUGCUGAUCCCAGCAUUCUUCGUUUCUUGCUUGCUAGUAGAGAAGAGGUUUCAAGUGUACAGUUGCGGGAUGACCUUUUAUCUAUGUUAGUUGCUGGCCAUGAAACAACUGCCUCCGUCUUGACUUGGACAAUGUAUCUUCUAAGUAAGGACUCCAGUUCAUUGAUGAAAGCACAAGAAGAAGUUGAUCAAAUUUUACAAGGAAGACCUCCUUCCUAUGAAGAUGUGAAGGACCUAAAGUUCUUGACGCGUUGCAUACUUGAGUCUAUGCGUCUCUAUCCACAUCCUCCUGUGUUGAUCAGAAGAGCCCAAGUCCCUGAUCUACUUCCUGGAAAUUACAAGGUCAAUGCUGGUCAAGAUAUAAUGAUAUCAGUAUACAAUAUUCAUCAUUCUUCAAAGGUAUGGGAGAGAGCAGAAGAGUUUGUACCAGAAAGAUUCGACGUUGAUGGUCCCAUGCCAAAUGAAUCUAACACAGAUUUCAGGUUCAUUCCAUUCAGCGGAGGACCUCGCAAAUGUGUUGGCGAUCAGUUUGCCAUGUUGGAGUCUAUUGUUUCUCUAGCAAUCUUUCUGCAAAACUUCAACUUUGAGUUGGUUCCGGAUCAGAUUAUUGGCAUGACUACUGGAGCUACAAUACACACAACCAAUGGUCUGUACAUGAAACUUAGCUCGAGGGAAAGGGAAGCCGCGGUGACUUCUUCCUCUCCAUCUAGAUGAGAUGUAACAGUUGGUAUGUCACAAGUUAUUCUUCUCCAAAACUGAUGUGAAGAACUGAAAAGAGAAUCGUUUGUAUUGUGUCUAACAGCAUAGGAAAAUGAUUUUAUGCAUCAUGGUUGUAAAAUUCUUCUCCCAUAAGACCAUUUUUUAAUAGAUAGUGUAAAUUUUGUACUAAAUUUGGGUCAAAAAAUAAGUCAUGACAAUUUUAUAAUUGUACUUCAAUAUUAAAUUAAAUUUAUUUUAAUAAAAUGUGUAAAAAAAUCAAUAAAAAUAAUAAA